Messenger RNA from Vitrella brassicaformis, 3207 nucleotides. The record is from the annotation of a GenBank genome assembly. Lineage: Eukaryota; Vitrellaceae.
CCGAGACCGAAGGGAGGAAUGGACCUGCAGUACGACAUCGAAACCCCCGUCGGGCAUAACAGCGAGAGCUGCAGACGCGAGCCCACCCAGGCCUUCAGUAACGAAACAAAAGCUUCUGUCCGUUUCAGCAAGUGUGUUGCGCAAUCACUGUGAUCAGGCUUCUCCGACUCAUAUGUUCAUGCGGCGCGACCCAAUGUGUACGGCAACGACCGUUUGUUUAGCAACGACGGAAGCGAGUCGUCGGACUCCUCCGGCAUCGAGAUGCCCGGGACAGCGGCACCCCCCUUCGGGCGUUCAAACUUUCUGCCGCCGAUUCGCGAGUCUCGAGCAUUCAUCGAAGCGUCUGCGGUGCGAAAGCAGCUUGCUUCCCUUGCUCGAGAGAACCGUACGGAUGACGAAGCCACACGGCACAUGGUGAUCGGGGAUCUGUUCAGCCCUCAGCCCUCCAUGGCCGUCGGCCAUGAGCGCAGUGGCAGACGGACUUCAGCGGUGGAAAAAUUGAUGAGGAGAGGCGAAACUCACAUGUCUGACACGAUGGCCUUCCCUGCAGUUGUGGGGGUGUUGUCGAGGGAAAACACAGGCCCGCUGUCGCGGAUGUUCACAAGUGUCAGAAGGGCCGACAGCGACGGUGCUCUCGAAUGGGGGCAUGCACUAGACGAUGAGGGGACAGCGGAGACCACGCCGGAACAGAAGGGGUCACACUGGCCAGCGGCUCCCCAAGAGUCCGCGUUCGGCACGCCACAUAUGGUAUGCCUCUCUCUGUCUCUGUCUCUCUCUCUCUCUGGUGAAGGAGAAUAUGCAUAGCUUACAAAGUGUGUGUGUCUGUGUGUGUGUGCGUAUUGGCUGUUCUGACUUUGCAGCAGCCGGCUCAGGUCAAUGUGGUUCAGGCGGCCUUCGGUGUACCCAGGAACAUCACCAGCCGCCGUCAAUCCGACGCAAGCGUCCUGCAGAUGCAGAUGAUAAAGCGGUCGCCAGAGCAGCAGAAAACAUCGCCACCCACACAGAACCAGCAGCAGGGCCAGCAGCAGAAAGAGAGGAAAAGCAAAAACAAGAGGAAGGUCCCACUGGAGCUGCUGCUAGGUUCGCCGGCGACCACGAGCAGCCACAGCGUCCGGCGCAGAAAGGAGGGGCGGCGAGGAUCGCAUGCCACGCUCAUGACGGGGGAGGACCUGCAGAUGGUGCCCGUCAUGCUGACACCGCAGCAGCAGCCAGCCCCACCAGCAAUGACAUUUGGUACGACCUUUGUCAUGUCCAUGCACGCACACGGCCGACAUCUGUGUCAUUCGUUAGGUAAUCCUGCGGCGAUGGGUUCGCUGGCCUUUUCGUUGUCUGUCGCGCUGAAUUCCAGUCUGUCGGCUGGCUGGAUAGAGGUUGGGAAGAACGCACGCGGGAUGGUGGCGUCAUUCACUCUCUGCCACUCGGGGAUGGGACAGCUCCUCACCGGCAUGUGGAUGGUACGCUACAAAUGCACGCAGGCAGAUGUGUGUCAAACAAACUGUGGGUAUCUGGGGGAUGUCUGUCCGCAGUUUGCGCGUGGCAAUGGAUUUGGUGGUGUCGUCCAGUCUUCGUACGGGCUCCGGAAUAUCAGUCUGGGGCUCUACCUCAUUCUCGAGUCUCAAAUCUCAGAAACAGAUGCAUCAAUCGCCACCGAAGGUAGCUAGUCGGUUCACACACACACACACACACACACACACACAAAGGCGUAAGGGUGUGCGGUCGGGUGCGUGGAUGGAUGCGUGGAUGGAUGUAUCGAUGCGUGCAGGUGCCACAGCGCUCAUGGUGGUCAACAUCCUGUGGUGUGUGGUGACAUUGGGGUUCUUCAUGGCCUCCCUCGGCGGGCCGCGCGUCGCACAAAUCACGCUGGGGACGGCAGCACUCAUGGUAUGUAUGUAUACAUAUACACUACAUACACAUUAUAUUUACACAUAUGCAUAUACAUAUACGCAUGUAUCGACAACUGAUACCGAUCCCCUGGUCCACCUGCAGUUUGCUUUCGGGGCUGGUUCGCGAUUCAUGGUCCCUCUCAAGUACGUGUCGGCCAUGUUUGGCAUGUGCUCAAGUGAGUGCGACAAAAAAGAGAGAAAGAGAGAAAGAGAGAGAGAGAGAGAGAGAGCUGCAGCCUUACCUUCCAGCCUCGCAUGUGUGUAGGUGUGUCGGCGUGUUACAACGCCAUGGGUCUGCUGACGAUGGAGGCAUACCCCAACCUCUUCCUGCCAGGUCCAUCCAUGUCUCCCUGUGUUUCACUCACUCGCAACCGUGUUCGUUCAUCUACCCAUUUUUGGUGUACGCACGUGUUGCAAUGCCUGCAGGCUUCACACCGUGGAACUGCGAAUGUUGCCGCAGGCGCCGCAAGCGCUCGACGCCAGGCCCUGCGAGCUCCGUCCCGCUGUCGGAUCUCGGCGCCCGCUCCCCCCGCCGCAAGUCGCCCAGUGGUGGUGGGCCGGACUCGGGCUUCCCAAGUCCGAGCGACGAGUGCGGCUCCCCGAUAGUCAACAAGAAUGACGCGGCGUUGUCGCCCUCGUCGAGGAAAAUUGCUGGUGUCAGCAGUCAGGGGCGGCAGGUGGUGGAGGAAAUGCGGCACAGGGCCACCCUCGGCAGCAUCGGGAGUCCCAUGUCAGCCGGCAGCGCCAGAUCGAUCGCUUACAAGGCCGAAUGACGGAUGGCUGGCUGGAUGGAAGGAUGGAUGGAGACGGGAGGCCAUUGCUCAUAUCUGCAUGCACGCCUUAUUUGUGUUGCUAUUGGCUUCGGUGAUGACUGACGGCCGAGUGCAUACGUCCGUACAUUCACGCAGAGAGAGAGAGAGAGAGAGGCAGCCAAAGAGAGCAGAGAGAGGAGGAGGGAAUUCUGUCGCUCACAUGGGUUUGUUGUGCCGCAUUGGUGUCUGGGCACCCGUACGUACGAGAGAUGGUUUGCUGUCUGUCUGCCUCUCUCUGUCUCUCGUCUCUCUCUAUCUCUCUCUAUCUCUCUCUCUUUGUGGGUGCUGAAAGGCAGAUAGGCCGGUCAUGGGUGUCAUGGGUGCAUUCAUUGGGCAUUUAGCCUUCUUUCUAGGUUUGAGGGUCGCUUUGUAUCUUGAGAGGUGCUAGAUGGUAGAUGUUCUGAAGUUGCUUGCAAGCUUAGCCCUGCCCGAGACACACCCCAUACAAUCAUGGCCCGUGAGACACCCGUGAAUCAAUGCGUGGAUGUGCUCACAUCGAAGUGUUUGUUGCG